Molecule: messenger RNA, 2658 nt
Organism: Esox lucius (northern pike)
Lineage: Eukaryota; Metazoa; Chordata; Actinopteri; Esociformes; Esocidae
Product: carbohydrate sulfotransferase 1
Exons: 2
Coding region: 578-1855 (425 amino acids)
Biological process (GO): N-acetylglucosamine metabolic process; carbohydrate metabolic process; keratan sulfate proteoglycan metabolic process
Cellular component (GO): Golgi membrane
Molecular function (GO): keratan sulfotransferase activity; N-acetylglucosamine 6-O-sulfotransferase activity
Source: RefSeq, a predicted model, not a curated record
GGCUAAUGAUGAUGAGUUUUGAUGGUGUAGUGACUGACUACCAAUCAGACUGACAUUCAUAAAGCCAAAUAAAGGCAUUUAUCUUAGAAAAUAAUUUGCUGCCACAAAAUGCUUUUGAAAUGCAACACUAAUUUGUAUAGGAAGUAAUAAAUACACAGCAUAUGGCAUUCAUUUAAACCUUAAACACUUCCACACUUGUCCAGUUGUGCUUCUGUGGAUGCUUUGCCUGUAUUUGGCAUUGUUUUAGUUAUGCAAGGAAAUGCAUCAUUUGUAAAUUCUGCACAGACAUUAUUUCAUAUGCAAAAGCAGCUCUUAGGAACAAUAACUUCACAUUCUCUCUUUCGCUCUCUCUCUGAACACCUGCUUUUAGGCCAGGGAUUAGUCGAAAGUGAGUGAACCAACAGCACAUUGUAGAUUGCAAGCAUUCCGUGAACACAAGAGACUUCUGAUGCCAUCUUAUUCAGUUGGCAGGGUUGAGUGACAAGGCACAGCAGAGGAAAGCCAUCCGGUAUAUCACUGGAGGUCACACGUAUAUGACUUGGCCCGAACUGCGGCGUCUAAAUGAAGUGGCCCAGUCAUGCAAUGUUCCUGGAAGGCAGUGCUCCUGCUGGCCUUGGCCUCCGUCGCCAUCCAGUACACCGCCAUCCGGACGCUCACCUCCAAGCCCUUCCAGCUCUGCCCCAUGCCAAGCCCCCAGAACUGUGGCCUCCCGGGUGGCCCCGAGACAGAGCCCCCCUUCGAGGGGCGGGGUGGCUGCGAUGACUCACCCUACUUCAACUUCAGCGCCUCCCGUAAGACCCACAUCCUGGUGCUAGCGACAACGCGCAGCGGCUCCUCCUUUGUGGGCCAGCUGCUCAACCAGCAUUCCGACGUCUUUUACCUGUUUGAGCCCCUCUACCACGUCCAGACCACCCUGAUCCCUCGGCUGUCGCACAGCCGCAACGCGGCCGACCGCAGGGUGAUGCUGGGUGCCAGUCGCGACCUCCUGCGGAGCCUCUACGGCUGCGACCUCUACUUCCUGGAAAGCUACAUCAAGCCGCCGCCAGCCAACCACACCACGGACAAGUUGUUCCGGCGGGGGGCCAGCCGGGCGCUGUGCUCGCAGCCCGUGUGUGACGCCUUCGGCCCGGCAGACGGCAACGUGGAGGAGGGCGACUGUGUCAAAAAGUGCGCUGCCCUGAACAUGAGCCUGGCGGCGGAUGCCUGUCGCGAGAAGCGCCACGUGGCGAUCAAGAUUGUGCGCGUGCCGGAGAUCGGAGACCUGAGGGCACUGGUGGAGGAUCCGCGGUUGAACAUCAAGGUUAUCCAGUUGGUGCGGGACCCUCGCGGAAUCCUGUCGUCGCGGAUCGAGACUUUCCGGGACACAUACCGCCUGUGGAGGAUCUGGAGAGCCACGGGCCGAAGGCCCUACAACCUGGACCUCAGUCAGCUGACGGUGGUUUGCGAGGACUUCCUCAGCUCAGUGUCCACAGGGCUCAGUCACCCCCACUGGCUCAAGGGGAAAUACAUGCUAGUGCGUUACGAGGACCUGGCCAGGAACCCGCUGCUGAAGACCAAGGAGAUCUAUCAGUACCUGGGCCUGCCAAUGGACAAGAACGUGGAGGAGUGGAUACGGGCCAACACCAGGGGCAGCACCGAGCUUUCAGCCAAACACAAGUACGGCACGGUGAGAGACUCUGCGGCGAACGCGGAGAGCUGGCGCUUGAAGCUGUCAUACGACAUGGUGGAGUAUACCCAGACGACGUGUCACAAGGUGCUACGCCAGCUGGGCUACAACGCAGUGAAGUCAGCCGAGGAUCUAAAAAACAUGUCGCUCUCACUCGUGCAGGACAAAACUUUUGUACCUUUUUCGUAAUAAAGAUAGUUCCUGGAAGACUAUUUUUUAUAUAUUUAUAAAUGUUGCCUUAUUAUUUUAAUGUUGGAUGUUUUGGUUUUUUUGUCUUUGAUUUAGUAUUUGCACUACAACUUAGGAACCGUUAAAGUGUGUGGGGCGUUUCCUUGUUGACAUAGGAGCAGCACAACAUUUUUCAUUGAAAGGAAAGAAAGAACAAUGUUCAGCAGUUUACAUGUGUAAAUUCAACUCUGAAGGAUUUCAAAAUAAGGACAGUUAACGUAUACUGAUAGCGACCAAAACAAAAUGCAAAGCACCAUCCUCAUAGGUUUCCUGUUUGCCAGCUCUUGCGUCAACGCAAGUGAAUGUUGCUGUUUCACCUCGGGGUGACUGGGUCUACGUAGGACAGAAAACAGGAUUUUUUUUUUUUUUUUAUAGGACAUGUGAUGACAACGUUAGACUGUACAAGACCAACUGUGCAAUAAAUGGUGAAUGUCGCAGUGAACCUUUACCAUAGUGGUCUUUCUGUCAAGGGGGAAUGGGGGAAUACUGAUGAUGACAAAAGGUAACCUAUGACAAUAACUACACACCCGGUUUAAGGGACUGAAUCACAGGAAGUCGUAUGAAUGUUUCAUCACAGCAUCAGACGUUCAGGGUCUCCAACCAUCUGUUCCUAACAAGGUGCCCUGUUGAAUACUAACGAGUCUGUAGCAGGUACAAGCAUAAAUGGCACAAUUAGGUCCAGAGGGUGUUCUUUUCCAUUGGUGACCAAUGAGCUGCACUCACGAAACAUGCCAAAACCGAAUCAGAGGUAUUGCCUUUAAAGU